Hyla sarda is the source of this 2551-nucleotide messenger RNA. It is a transcript of the gene TYSND1, whose product is annotated as trypsin like peroxisomal matrix peptidase 1. Gene Ontology annotation, biological process: regulation of fatty acid beta-oxidation; protein processing. Gene Ontology annotation, cellular component: peroxisome. Bases 204 to 1982 code for a protein of 592 amino acids. Lineage: Eukaryota; Metazoa; Chordata; Amphibia; Anura; Hylidae. The record is from RefSeq and is a predicted model, not a curated record. The transcript is spliced from 4 exons. Gene Ontology annotation, molecular function: serine-type endopeptidase activity.
ACUGGCUGUGAACUUUGUAUCUACACAGAGUCCAUGCUGUUUGUAUACGUUUUAUUUUUCAGGUUUCCAGAUCCCUAGAGAUCAGAAAUGCAGAAAUUCCUGGAUAAGAACCGCAGGUGGACACCAUAGAUGUGGAUGUGCGAAGGCUUCAUUUCACUGCACGUCUAGGUAUUGAAUGCUACAAAUCCACCUAUGAUAUAAACAUGAUAAAGCCUCAUCUGAUCCAGGCACAGUCUGCUGGGUGUGUUAUAACCGUCUCCCAGACACAGUCAGUUCCUAAUGUUCAAAUUAAGAACCAUACGCUGUCAGCUACUCCAGAAAGUGACAGGAAGCCCUUUUAUCAUCCUUCUCCUAAUGCGGAGUGUGAUGGGCAGUGGAGCUGCAGUGGAGUGAUCUUAGAUAGAAAUUCAAGAAUUGUUAUUUGUCAAGGAGCUGUAUUUUUUCCAUUCCUGAAAAAAAGUGAAAAUCCUCUUGCUAGUCCCGAUUGUACUGUACUUUACGCCAAUGACCUGCCAUCAGAUUUAUUGAUUCAAGUGGAAAGCACCAUUCAACCGCACAUACCCAAACAAAAUGGUGGACAUGACCAUAAGGAUGUUCUAGAUCAGAGAUCUGCACUAGGAUUUGUUCCUACAUCAAGAUCAAAAAGCAGGCAGAUAAAACUCCAAGCAAGACUUCUUGCACUUCUACCGUGUCCAGAGUUCCAAAAAGCAUUUUCGAGACUCUUUAAGAAAGAAGAGGGUUGGGUGUUUUCCAGUGAGGAAGAGAAGAAGGAAUAUGGCGAAUUUCAGAAGGAUCUAGCUUACCUUCAUUGGUUUGCUAUUUUGAAGCUCCAAGAUCCACUGCCAGGCACUCAUAAAAUGACCAUCAUGGAUUCGUCCAAGCUGGUUAAAGGCAGUACAGUUUAUGCUUGUGGUUCUCCAUUUGGCUCAUUUUACACUGACAUCUUUUUGAAUACAAUAACUACAGGUGUCCUAAGUAAUACAGCUGGAGACAGAAAUGUUGUACUGCUGACUGAUGCCCGCUGCUUACCAGGCUCUGAAGGUGGUGCCUUAUUUCUAUUCAAAGAAGGGAUUUUGCAUGUUAUUGGCAUCAUAGUGGCGCCUCUCUGCUGGAAGAUGAACGAAUGGGUGGGCUUGACUGUAGCUUGCUCUCUUAGUCCUAUUCUUGAGAACAUGAGUAAAGUUCUGGGGACAAAUAUUACUUUAAAGAAUGAAGUUAAUCCUUUGCAGCUGAUAGACCACUAUAUUUCUAAGACUGUGGGUCCAAGAACAGUAGAGCCUCCAAUAUCAUCCGUGGUUCUAGUGGACUCAGGUCAAGCUUGGGGGUCUGGAGUUCUAUUAAGCCCAAAUUUAGUAUUAACAUGCCGCCAUGUGAUUAGAAAUUCAGUCAAAGUAUCAGUAAAGAUCUACCAUCCUAUGAAACUAACUUGGCUCCAAACGUAUGAAAGGUACCAGGCUAUUAAAGGUCGAGUUCUGUUUGCUACUCAAGCAUUUUCACCCUAUGACAUUGCUGUGGUGGAACUAGAAGAAAGUAUUCCUGGGAUUCCUGAACCAGUCCUGGCAUCUGGAUAUUGUACAGGGGAAGAUGUCUAUGUCGUAGGAUUUGGAGCUUUUGGUGAAAGCUGUGGCCCAUCUGUGACAUGUGGCGUGCUGUCAGCUGUGAUUUCUGUGGGUAAUGUCCCAGUUAUGUUACAGACAUCAUGUGCCGUGCAUGGAGGUUCUAGUGGAGGACCAUUAUUUUCUGCUGAAUCUGGACACCUUUUAGGUAUUGUUGCAAGCAACACAAAGGAUAACAGUACAGGUGCCACAUACCCUCACUUAAAUUUCAGCAUCCCCAUUACUAUUGUGCGGGCUGCCAUUCAACGAUAUAGACAAUACGGGGAUUUAAGAAGUUUUAGAGAACUUAACAAGGCAGGACAUGCAGUUCAAGAUGUUUGGCGUCUGCAAAGAUCACCCGAGAAAGUCUUUCAGAGCAAGCUCUAAGUAACAUACGAGUUCUUCAAUGCUACAUUGCAAUAUUACUAUUUGAAGGCAUUUUCUAUAUUGGUAGCUUUGUUACUUUUAUGAGAUAUUUUAUAUAAGAAAGUGACAAAAAACAAACAAACCAUAGUUUUGGUCCCUGUAAUAUGAGUGGAAAUAGAAAAUCCGCUUCAUUAUAUCUUUUUUAACAUAUUAAAGUCUUAUAUGAAUACUAAAUAACCUGUUUUUGUCAUGGAGAAUAAAAAAAAAUUAAAAACACUAAAGGAAUUGAUAUUUGAAAUGCUUUGUUAAGCUGUUAAUAUUAAGGGUCUCCAGGUAUCUACACUUUUCUUGCAGUGCCUGUAUAUAUAUAUCUGACAGGGAAAGCUUCCCCUUGCUAAGGCUGGUAAUCGGUUGUUUGCUGGUAGUGCCAGGAGCAUCACCCAAGGGCAUCAUCUGCCAUAUCACGUUUUAUCAAAAUUUUACCUCUAGCUAAAAAUUUACUUGACUGCAUGCUUUUUUAAUCCUUUUGACAUUACAUUGCCUCUCCUUUAUAAGGACAUGAAUACAGUUUAAAGGGGUGUUCCAGGAAU